UGGGAGAGGAGUUGUUUUCAGAUGGGGCAACGUCGUUGAUCUACGCCUUCGUGGCGCGAGGCACGGUCAUUUUAGCCGACUACACGGAGUUCACCGGCAACUUCACCGGCAUAGCUCUCAGUGUCUCCAGAAACUUCCUGCUUCAAACAACAAGUUCACUUACAACUGUGAUGGCCACACUUUCAACUAUCUCGUCGAUAGCGGCUUCACUUAUUGUGUGGUUGCUAUUGAAUCUGUUGGCCGACAGGUUCCUAUGGCAUUUCUUGAGAGAAUUAAAGAGGAUUUUACCAAGAUAUGGUGGAGGAAAAGCUGUUGCUCCUGCAAACAGCUUGAGCCAAGGAGUUUGGUUUCUGGAGGAUCUUUCCCUUCUUGGAGGGUCAUAUUCUUGUACCCAUAUGUACAUAUAUACCGGAUAUGUUAGACACAAGCCAAAACUGAAGGAGCAUAUGCAGUAUUGCAUUGAUCAUCCUGAGGAGAUUAGUAAGAUUGCCAAGGUGAAAGCUCAAGUUUCAGAAGUCAAAGGAGUUAUGAUGGAAAUAUUGAGAAGGUUCUGGACCGUGGCGAGAAAAUUGAGCUUCUGCACAAGAUUUCCGGCAGCAGGGAACCCAGAUGAGGAGAAAGAUGUGGUUUCAAAACAUGAAGAUAAAGCUGAUAGUUAUUGGAAUCCUGAUCGCUUUGAUUCUCAUCAUUGUACUGUCCGUUUGCCAUGGCUUCAAAUGCACUUGACGAAUUGCUUGUCAACUCUAAAUUCCACUGCCGUCUCAUAUAUCGCAAUUGCUGCAGUAACAAGUAAUGUAUGA
This is a messenger RNA of Hibiscus syriacus, 800 nucleotides long. Its product is annotated as putative vesicle-associated membrane protein 726. NCBI's taxonomy places the organism in Eukaryota, Viridiplantae, Streptophyta, Magnoliopsida, Malvales, Malvaceae. The transcript is spliced from 6 exons. The record is from RefSeq and is a predicted model, not a curated record. The annotation marks the transcript as partial.